This is a messenger RNA of Asparagus officinalis (garden asparagus), 1140 nucleotides long. Its product is annotated as rho GDP-dissociation inhibitor 1. The record is from RefSeq and is a predicted model, not a curated record. The coding region runs from base 160 to 909 and encodes 249 amino acids. Gene Ontology annotation, molecular function: Rho GDP-dissociation inhibitor activity; protein binding. Gene Ontology annotation, cellular component: cytoplasm; cytosol; membrane. Gene Ontology annotation, biological process: Rho protein signal transduction. The transcript is spliced from 6 exons. NCBI's taxonomy places the organism in Eukaryota, Viridiplantae, Streptophyta, Magnoliopsida, Asparagales, Asparagaceae.
GUUGUCUUCACUUCUCUCUCUCUCUCUCUCUCUAAAAUUAAUUAAUUUCCUUUCUUGUCCCUCUGCAACAAUAUCCACCGCAAAGCUCCUUCCUUUUGUUCUCCCCGUAGGAAUUCCUUUCUUGGACCGCUGGUGGGUUUUGAUGCGUUUGAGGUUGCAAUGUCUUUAGCCGUUGGAGCUCCUUCUAGCUGUUCUAAGGACAUGGGUUUGGACGAGAACAAAGAAUCCUCUGAUAAAGACGCGAGCUUGGAAGCUAAUAAUGGCGAGGGGAAGGUGGUGACCCAUAACAGAACGAUGAGUGAAACUUCCAAUUAUGGAACUGAAGAGGAGGACGAGGGAGAAGAAGGAAAAGUUUCGAAAUUGAUUGAUUUGGGGCCUCAGUUUAGCCUUAGACAGCACAUAGAGAAAGAUAAGGAUGAUGAGAGUUUGAGGAGAUGGAAGGAGCAACUCUUAGGAAGUGUGGAUUUGAACUCUGUUGGAGAAGUUUUGGAACCAGAGGUUAAGAUCCAGAAUCUUUCAAUACUCUCUCCUGGUAGAGAUGAUAUAGUCCUCCCGGUUCCUGUGGUGCCAAAUCCGAAGGGGGUGUGGUUUACUCUGAAGGAAGGGAGCCCUUAUAAGCUCAAGUUCUCUUUCUUAGUCAGCAACAAUAUUGUCUCUGGCCUGCGAUACACUAACACAGUUUGGAAAACUGGCGUCAAGGUGGAGAGUGCAAAAGAAAUGUUGGGUACCUUUAGUCCUCAGCUCGAGCCUUAUGUUUAUGAGACACCGGAAGAGACCACUCCAGCUGGAAUGUUCGCAAGAGGAUCCUAUUCAGCAAGAACCAGGUUUGUUGAUGAUGAUGGGAAAUGCUACUUGGAGAUCAAUUAUACGUUUGACAUCAAGAAAGAAUGGGCAUCAGCUGCCAGUUGAGGACACUAGCUUAUAUCAAGAGAUGGACUUUGUUGUUAUCAGGCAAUUUCUCUGCAAAUUUCCAUCUGAGAAAGGAAUCGAUAUUCUCUAUAGCAUGAACUUGUGAGUGAGAACUAGUAAUUGAGAUUUGUUCCUUAUGUAAUCCUUGAGAGCCUGUACGUUUUCAAUCAGUUGUACAUGAAUUGUUCAAUGGGGGACAGCUUAGGCAGUUGUCAGUUUCAGUUCUUUUUA